Gadus chalcogrammus (walleye pollock) is the source of this 6533-nucleotide messenger RNA. RefSeq names its product slingshot protein phosphatase 2b (gene ssh2b). NCBI's taxonomy places the organism in Eukaryota, Metazoa, Chordata, Actinopteri, Gadiformes, Gadidae. Gene Ontology annotation, biological process: protein dephosphorylation; negative regulation of actin filament polymerization; actin cytoskeleton organization. The transcript is spliced from 16 exons. The record is from RefSeq and is a predicted model, not a curated record. Gene Ontology annotation, cellular component: cytoplasm. Bases 115 to 3510 code for a protein of 1131 amino acids. Gene Ontology annotation, molecular function: actin binding; protein tyrosine/serine/threonine phosphatase activity.
CCUAGAGAGGAAACAGCCUGCGACGAGAGAAGGACCGCUCGCGCUCAGCUGGUUCUCAUAAGCAUUAUGCGCGUGUCGCCGCCGUCUCUCAGGUGUGUGUUUCCCGCUCGUUGAAUGGCGCUGGUCACCGUGCAGCGGUCCCCGACCCCCAGCACCAGCUCCAGUCCCUGCGUGUCGGAAUCUGGUAGUGGGGAAGAAGACCGUCGUUCUCAGCCAAGGAGCAUCAGUGAGAGUUUCCUGACGGUAAAAGGCGCCGCUGUGUUCCUGCCCAGAGGGAACGGCUCCACUCCCUCCUCCGCCUCACGCUUCUCCCAGCUGCGCAGCAAACAUGCAGGGGACCUGCAGCAGCAUCUGCAGACGAUGUUCACCGUCCUCAGACCGGAGGACAACAUCAAACUGGCGGUGCGUCUGGAGAGCAGCCACCCCCAGGUCACCCGCUACAUGGUGGUGGUGUCCACCAACGGGCGUCAGGACACGGAGGAGAGCCUGGUCCUGGGGAUGGACUUCUGCCCCCCAGAGAGCUUAACUUGUUCUGUGGGACUGGUCUUGCCACUAUGGAGCGACACCCGCAUACAUCUGGAUGGAGACGGGGGCUUCAGUGUCUCCACCGAAACCAGAGUGCACGUCUUCAAGCCCGUGUCCGUGCAAGCCAUGUGGUCGGCGCUGCAGUCGCUCCACAAGGCGUGCGAGGUGGCCCGUUGCCAUAACUACUUCCCCGGUAGUCUUUUCCUUACGUGGGUCAGCUACUACCAGAGCCAGGUGUCCUCGGACCAGUUUCGGAUCAACGAGUGGAACGCCAUGCAGGACGUCCAGUCACACCGCGCCGACUCGCCCAACCUCUUCUCCGACGUACCCACAGAAAGAGAGAGGACAGAGCGGCUGAUUAAAAACAGUUUGAAGGAGAUCAUGAUGCAGAAGGAUCUGGAGAAUGUCACCAGCAAAGAGAUCCGAACAGAGCUGGAGAUGUCCAUGACGUGUAACCUGCGGGAGUUCAAGGAGUACAUAGACAACGAGAUGAUUGUGAUCCUGGGUCAGAUGGACAGCCCCACAGAGAUCUUCGAACACGUCUACCUGGGAUCAGAGUGGAACGCAUCCAACCUGGAAGAGCUGCAGAACAGUGGGGUUCAGUACAUCCUGAACGUCACCAGGGAGAUCGACAACUUCUUCCCUGGCCUCUUUGAGUACCACAACAUCCGCGUGUACGACGAGGAAGCCACGGACCUGCUGGCCUACUGGAACGAGACCUACAAGUUCAUCUCCAGGGCCAAGAAGGCCGGAGCCAAGUGCCUGGUGCACUGCAAGAUGGGGGUGAGUCGCUCGGCGUCCACCGUGAUCGCCUACGCCAUGAAGGAGUACGGCUGGGACCUGGAGCGCGCCUUCCGCUACGUCAAGGAGCUCCGCGCCGUCACCAAGCCCAACCCCUCCUUCAUGAAGCAGCUGGAGGAGUACCAGGGCAUCCUGCUGGCCAGUAAGCAGAGGCACAACAAGCUGUGGCGCUCGCACUCCGACAGCGACCUCUCCGAGCACCACGAGCCCCUGUCCAAGCCCUCCGCCCACAGCCUGGGCCCCUCUGACCCCCACAACCAGGCCAGUAGCACGGCCCCCACCCUGGAGGAGCUGCUGCAGCCGCCGGGGCCCUCGGCCCUCGGCGCCGCUGGGCCGUCCCAGUCCACCAGCCUGCCCGACACCGGGACCCUGGACGCCUGCCGCACUGCCCGGCCGCCGGCACCGAGGCCCCGGGGGGCCCCGCUCCCGCCGUGCGGCACCCCUCCCGCCCCCUCGGCCGGGCCCGCCUCCCCGCCGCUCCCCCACGCCGACGGCCCCCUCGCCCCGGAGGAGGACCCGGCCGGGCCCCCAGCGGAGGACCCGGCCGGGCCCCCAGCGGAGGACCCGGCCGGGCCCCCAGCGGAGGACCCGGCCGGGCCCCCAGCGGAGGACCCCGCCGGGCCCCCAGGGGAGGACCCUGCCGGGCCCCUGGCCCUCCUGCCCCCCGAGCUCUCCGCGGCCGCUGUCCACGAGAGGCCCCCUGCGCCCCCCUCCGUCCAACGCCUCCCCCCCGCAGCGGCCCUCAGCGCCGAGGCACCCGAGCGGCCCCUGGAGGCGCCGCCUCUGGCCCCAGGCCGGCGCGGGGCGGAGGUCCCCGACGAGGCCUCACCGGGUCGCGCCCGGCGCCUCUCCGGGUUGCCGUCGGAGAACGGGACGCCCGCCCCUGCUGACGCGACCACGGACCACAUCAACUUCUUCAGCGCCAGGGAGAAGUUCCAGGGUCUGUCCCAGGACGGGAAGCCUCUGGGCCAGUCUAAGGGCCCCCUGAAAGAUGGCCAGGGACCCCCCCUGGAGGAGGGGCCGGGCGACGGGCAGAGGGAGAGGGAGGAGGGCAGAAAGGACGACCCGCUCCGGGUGCAGAUCAUAGAACUGAAGCCUACUCCGCCUGUCAGCCAAUCAGAGCGUCCCGGCCAGCAGGACGAGGGCAGCGAGCGGGAGGCGGCGGAGGAAGCGCCGUCUGCGCCGGCGAAGGAGAAGGAGAGCGCCAGUGACGCUCCCGCCCCCUCCAAAGAGGAGGAGGGGGAGGAGCCGGACGGCGCUCCUCUGUGCAGGGAUUGGACGAGAGGCUCGGUGAAGCGCGUCACUCGGCAGCUGGAGCAGCGCAUGAAGCGGGAGCAGGACCCCCCCUCCGCCGCGCCCCCUCCGCCGCCCGGCUCCUCCUGCACUCGCCGGAGAUCGCAGCUCCCUCCCCCGUCCCCGCCUGAAGACCCCCCCAACGGAGGUCCGGACCCCCCCUCCAGCCCUCUGGACCCGGUCGCCGGCGGCUUCCAGGAGGCGGGUGUCGAGGUCCAGCGGGAGGUGGACCGGACAGAGAGACCCCCCCUCUCUACCUCUUCGCCCCCGUCACCCCGUCACCACCACCACCACCACCAGCCCUCUCUGCUCUACUCCUCGCCCCCCCCCCUCUCCUCGGUGGACUUCCUGUGCCUGGAGGGCGUGACGGAGCAGGACUCGUCGGACUGGGACCGGCCCGCCGACGGGAUGGUGAUGAGGGGGACGUGGGCCACGCUGCGGGAGCUGGGGGCCUUCCUGCAGCAGGUGAGCGCCAACAAGUGGGGGCGCGGCGUCGAGCAGAGGGUCCGCGAGGUGGAGGCCAAGAUCCGGCAGGCGGGGCUCACCCCCCCCUCGCUGAUGAAGCGCUCGGCCUCGCUGGCCAAGCUGGGCUGCCUGGAGCUGCUGGCCAACGAGCUGAGCGAGUGGGACCCGAGGGCCGACUCCGCGGCAGCAGCCGCCGCCCCCAGCGUGGCGGACCCCCCCCCGCUGCACGGGGGCAGCGACGAGUCCAAGAAGAAGCAGCGGGUCCAAGGCUACACCUCCUCGGGACCGCUGCCCCCCGCCCCCACCCCCGCCCCGCUGCGGCCACUCGGGCUGAUCGCCAUGGCGACCAGGCAGCAGUAUGGAAGAACCCAGCCCCUGAGGAGGCUGAAGAGACGGAGCGUGAGCAACCUGUACCACACCAUGUGACACACCAUGUGACCCCCACUACCACACCACCUGACCCCCUGUACCACACCACCUGACCCCCUGUAACACACCAUGUGACCCUCUGUACCACACCAUGUGACCCCCUGUAACACAACCAUGUGACCCUCUGUACCACACCAUGUGACACAACAUGUGACCCUCUGUACCACACCAUGUGACCCUCUGUACCACACCAUGUGACCCUCUGUACCACACCAUGUGACACAACAUGGGACCCCCUGGACCACGCCAUGUGACCCCUAGUGGGGGUUCAGCGGUGUGGAAGGGGAUGGGAACAAGCGUUGUCGUCUGCCUGCUCUAGCAAAACAAACCUAGCCUCUUGCCUUAAGUAAAACAUUCUUGCUGACAUUUAUGGUUUGAUCCGCAACACUGUCUAGAUCCUGUGACCUUUGCCCUUUUGAGCGUAAGCAGCGGUCCCAUGUAAAAAGGGGACUUUUUAAAUGUGUGUGCACAACAAGAGGGAAAUACACAAUUGACAUUUGUCAUUUGAACUACACAAAACCUGACAUACCUUCUCUGUUACUAAGAAAACGCGUCCGAACCCAGUCUCCUCCACUUGUUGGUAGACAUUCAAUCCUACCCCGUCACCAGAGGCCGAGCACGACCGUAGGAGGGUUGUGAGCCUGUCCGAGCCUUCAGCCAGCCCCUAGGGACAACAAUGGAAGCACAAUGUUGGUCAUUUGUGUGCCAUGACAAAUUUCUUUUUAUCAGCAUCUCUAACCUUGUGAUGUUUAGAACUGAAGGAACGUGAUGCCCUCAGCCCGGCGAGGCUGAGAACGAGGGCUGAAUAGAUACAGCCACACCCAGAACGAAUGAAUGAACGAGGAGGGAAUGAAUACAGCCACGCCUAGCCAGCAUUGUGGCCCUGAGCCCUACUCUGAAAGGAGAGAAUGGUAAAAACAAAAAAAAAUAGUAAAAGGAAAGAAAGGGGCAGGUUGGUAUCAGCCGUUUGUUUGUGACAACGACACAAUACCUCAGUUGGUCUGAGGCCAAUCUGCUGAGUAGCUUCAUGGGCCGCUGGGACACCUGGAGGCCGGGAGCCUUUCCACAUCAUCCUUCCACGUGAUGGGACACCUGGAGGCCGGGAGCCUUUCCACAUCAUCCUUCCUCGUGAUGGGACACCUGGAGGCCGAGAGCCGUUCCACAUCAUCCUCCCUCGUGAUGCUCAUCGACUGGGCCUUCUCAAGGCAGUGAUGGCUCUGAUUGAAUUCAAACUGUAGAUGUAUCCCAUCUUUUAAAAGAGAUCUGGCCUCAUCAGGGCUGGUGCUGAGAGGAGUUUAGUGCAGUCCUGGUCACUUCUUGUCUUUUACCCCGGGGGGUUGGUUGUAAUAUGUCUUUCAUUGCUGUUGAUGGGGUCUUUUAUCCCCAGUCAGGACCUUUGGUUUGGGUGGGAGGUCUUCUUUUAGCACAGCCCUGCGUGGGCGGGACUAGCAGGGCUGCAUCUCAAACAGACGUCUGUGGGCCUCUGAGCAGUGCAGCGUCUCCCUGUACUGUGGACAUGAACCCAACAUGUCUUUACCGGUCUGUUGAACAUGCACUUUACUACGUUUGUACGGUUUUAGAUGGUUUUUAAUUUUUUUUAAAUGUAUGUUGCUACUAUUGUGGAGGAAGCUCAGUGCGGUUUGUGUGUGUGUAUGUGUGUGGGGAGACAGUUAAUGAGUGUGUGCGCAUUCAUGUAAAAAAGGUUGUGUGUUGCCCCUUUAAAUUAUCAAUGUAAAUAACCUUUUAUAUAAUGUGCUUCAACUGUGACCAUUAAAGAAUGGAUGACAUCAAACUAUUGAUUGAAUCUGUGUGGAUUUAUAAAAUAAGUUUACCCAAUUUGGGCCGACAAAGGCACAUGAGAAGGAACCAGUAAUCUGCAUAAGCAUUCUUAAUACUAAACAUCCAAGCCACCAGAAAUUGAACCAAUGAGCCUUCCUUCCUGUUGCAGCACAUUGACAGAUUCCCCCAAUCCUCGUCUCUGAGCCUGCUCAGGUAAAGAGAAACCCCCAAUCCUCGUCUCUAAGCCUGCUCAGGUAAAGAGAAACCCCCACUGCUCAGUCUCAACACUCCUGAGCCUGUUCACGUGUGGAAAACCCCCACUCCUCACCCCUGAGCCUGCUUAGGUGAGGAGAAACUACAGUCGCGACCCAGACGUGACGGACAGGUUCCAACCCGGUUAUACUGGAAGGUAGAAGACGGAUUAACUUAAAGCUUGCAUAAAGGCUACACCACAUUAAGAGUCUCCUUUAUAAGGAGGAUAUUCAGAGUUAACAUACAGUACACACAUUUGUAAGAUUUAUUUGCAAAAUGCAAUCUCCAUGUAGUAUAUCGUCUCUUACAGGGGUGAGGUUCACAUAGUAUAUAGUUUCUUACAGGGGUGAGCUCCAUGUAGUAUAUAGUUUCUUACAGGGGUGAGCUUCAUUACUUGGGUGAGUUUUAUUUGGUAUAUAGUUUCUUAUAAGUCCUCCUUUAUAAGGUGGACUGCUAUUGGUAGGGAUGAGCUUGAUGACCAAGAUCUAGAAGCAUUGAAACACUAAAUAUAAAGAAGGAAAAUUAUUGUAUGAGUUCAGUUGAAUGGUAGCUGUUGAUGAUGGUUUGGGUGGUAUGACGACUGAAAUAAAAACACCAGCUUUUGAAUGAAAUGUGUAUAUUUACAACUGAAUCGUCUACAACUUGACAAGAUGAACAAACAGUUCUCCAUUCAGAAUUUGUUCUGCUUUCAUUCACGUAUUUUUAUGUAUUCAGACAUUUGUCUAAAAUGGUAUUACUGAAAAAAAUGUGAUUACAACACUAUUGAAUGCUGCACAAAGUACAAUACUUUAACAUCCUAUUGUCAUAACAUGUCAAUUAUGUUAUGUUGCCAGUAAGGGGGUGUCAGCUCUUAUGGACAGUACACAAGAGCUUCAGCGAGUCAAUGUUACCCUCAAUACUUUCUGAAAGACAUCAAAGGCUGUAAAAGGCGUCCAUUUAAACCCUCAGCUCACCUUCAGAAAUCCUACAAAAUAACACAAAACAAAGUU